Messenger RNA from Ziziphus jujuba (common jujube), 548 nucleotides. RefSeq names its product chaperone protein dnaJ 15-like. Lineage: Eukaryota; Viridiplantae; Streptophyta; Magnoliopsida; Rosales; Rhamnaceae. The transcript is spliced from 2 exons. The record is from RefSeq and is a predicted model, not a curated record. Bases 181 to 516 code for a protein of 111 amino acids.
GCAGAAGCAGAAGCAACAGGUAGGCAACAGCUCUAAUUUUGAUUUUCUUUUAGUGGUUUUGGGAAUUUUUUUUUUUUGGGAGAAAUUGUGAAAGUUGUGUUCUGUUUUUUUUUUUUUUUUUUAAUAACGGUGGUGGUAGGCAUUUCUUGCUGAGAGAUAUGUAUGAUGAUAUGAUGCUGGAUGGAGUACAGCCAACUAGGGAUACAUUCCAUUCUGUCAUCAGUUAGUGGAAAGGUGCUUUCAUGUUUGUUAUCAUGGACUUUCAUUCUUUCUGGAAUUUUCCGUUUGCUUGAUUUUGUUUUGUUGCAGGUGGAUAAGCAAAAUGCUCAUUUCUUUGGUGUUACGAUCAACGAGCAACAAGCCGAGUGUGGUAUUGUAGUAAGAGUUACUUCAAAUGCACAAAGCAAAUUUAAGUUACUUUAUUUCGAGCAAGAUGUGAAUGGCGGUUAUGGUUUGGCCCUACAGGUACCAUAUCUUCUUUCCUAUUGUGUCUCCAAUCCAUUUUCCAUUUUAUAGUGCAUAUGAUUUUUGCAUUCUGAAAGCUGUCA